AUUUCACUAGGCUUUUAGGUUAGUUUUGCAUUUGAUUCAAGUUUGGGUAUAGGUUUGGGGUUAAAAUCAAGUUGUGGGUUAGUUUUGGCAAAAACCUCAUGAAAUUAUAACUAUACUUUUCUAUUAAAAAAAUCACUGUUUAUGAAUAAAGUACAAAAUUAAUGUGUGAAAUGGCUAUGGCACAAGUGUAUGGUUAUGCAAUAUCACAAAUUCAAUAAAAUUAUCAAAAUCUCUUACUAAUAAUUUUAAAAAUAUUGUAUACACAAACAUAUAAAUAAAAUUUAUUUAACAUAUAAGAAAAAAAUACAGAAAAUGUUACAAAGAAAUGGGCAUAUGAUUACGAGAAACGAGCGUAUGCCGGAUCAACUUUUAAAUUGUUAUUAUUUUAUAAAAUAGAUUUUGAUUAAGGUUUAUACAAAAAUAUGGUUACAAAAAACACACAAAUAUAAUUACAAAGAAAAACAUAAAUAUAAAAAUUAAAUUUCAGAAUCUUCUAGUUAACUAAUAAACAAAAACCUAAACAGAUUUGCGGUGGUACGGGAUAAAGAUGAAUAUAGUUUAGUAUAUAUAGUGUUAGAAAGGGUAUGAUUACAUAUUUUCAGGGUUUAUUUAACAAAUCUUCCCUAGUCAAUUGACAUGCAGCAUGCAAAGAAGGGUCCUUCUUCUCUCUAAACCCUAAUCGUCGGUGAAUUGAAUUCUGAUCCCAAGACGAUUUCGCCUUUAACCUAGAUUAGGGCGUUUUAUUUCCUCCUCUGUAAAACCCAAUUGGUCUCUCUUUUUCAGGCGAUCCGAUUCGAUGUCACUCGUCCGUUGCUUAUCCCUCAGGUCGGUGCUUAACGCUCGCCGUUACCGAUCCUCUUAUGCUUGUCUUGUCCCCCUUAACUAUCGUCGUGAUGAAGAAGAAGAAGAAGCUACGCGCCAAUUCCCAGAAACUCGGAGUUACCACAGUUUCAUCCAUCACCAGAGCUCGAGCUUCUCUCGCAAUCGGUCUUCCUUCCAAUCUCCCGCGAUUCCGUCUCAUCGCACCAUUUCGACCUUCAACUUCACUGGCUCGACCGCAACUGUUGAAAUCCUCACCGAUUGGGUUUUGAAAUCUGCUGUUUCUAAUGUCUGUGCUUUACACAAUGUUGCUGAUGCUCUUGCUUCACUUCAACACUUGCUCGCCUUGCUCAGUGCUUUCACAUUUUCUCAGUGGUGGGUGUGUAUCAUCGUCACAUCGCUUUUGAUUCGGGGAGUGACGAUUCCGGUUUUGAUUGAUUGGCUAAACAACAUUGCUGAGUAUUUCAAGAAUGUUGGCUCGCACUAUGCUUCACCGCAAGGGGAGGCUCUAAACAAGGCAUCACUUCUCAGAAAAAGUGGAAGACUAAUGUACACCAUGCUGGAAAAGGAGUUUCUUGGAGUGAAAGGAUCAAUCAGUGGCAAGGGCAUUCAGGUUCCUCUCUUCUGGCUUUCCAUUGAAGAGUUAAGACAAAACAUGGCUGGGAUUCUUGUUUCCUGUCUUCGUGGUAAGACAUUUUCAGCGGAACUAAUCAGGAACGGAGUCUUGAGCGAAGGACGCUUAGUGAUAGUCGUUGGUGAUGGAUUCGGCCUUGAAAUCCAAAUCUUCGAUCUUGAUUUCUCUCUUAUCCUCAGGCGUCGUCAAGUCCAGAAACAGGCUCAGCAAUACCAUCAGUAUCUAUUGGAGUAGCAUGGAAACUAAUGCGACAAUGACAUAAAGCUACGAUUUAUUAUUUUUUGGUUGAAAUUGGUUUCGUAACCUAUUUGCGUAUUGAUUGAUGUUGAUAAAGCGUGUCUGGACGUUAGAGGACUCGAAAACUUUGGGAAAAUACAAAUAAUCAUUCUUAUUUUUCUGGCUUUCUAAUUCUGCAUCACUUUCUUCUUCCAUCUCUUUAUACCUCACGCCAAUCUUGUUUCUUUUCAAUGUUAUGUAUCGUCGUCACUAAAUUGCAAAAUUUGUUUGCUUCAAAUCUCUUUUUGGUGGUGAGGAUAAGAGAAACUGCCAUCACUGUGGAAAUAUGUUUUUUAUCGCUUUGAUAGCUGAAUCCAGCCAGCACUUUCUUAGUUAAUCUCUAAUGCAGCUCGUGGUUGACUUGGGUUAUCAACACAUUCGUAAGAAAUGUGUAUUUUUCAUCUUCUCGAGAGUUGAUUUCACUGCCAUGGUCAAUUCUUCUUUUCUACUUUUGAUCCAUGAGUUCACUAUAUUAUGUACUUGUGGUUAUCCUCACUUCGCGCGAAUUGUUACUUUUUUUUCAAAGGAAUGUAUUGCUGUGUAACUUGAUCAGUUCGUGAAUGGCUUUAAUUGUAUUGGUGUUUAUAGGUCUUUGAGAUUAUUGAGUGAAAGUUUGUGAGUUGCUGUGAUUUGUGAUAGACUGCGUAGCUAGUGGAUGGAGAUGGUAUUUUGUUUGUGGUUUCUUGAGUGUGUUAACUUCGUUGUACGACUGGCGUUUUUCUUAAAGAAAAAUUAAAGAUGUUCGUUACAUUCUGGGUGCAAAGUUGGAGUUGUUGAAUUUUUUUUUUGUUAAACGAUCACACCUCUGUUUCAAUAUUGUAGUCUGUGUCUCCGACAUCCAGUACUGGACCAUAGAUCGAUCAUAUUUCGACUGAGGAUGCGAUUAUAAUGAAAGAGCGACAAUUUUUGUUUAAUAAGAGAUGGAUCGGUGAAGAAAGCCUGAUGGAAUCAAAUAUCAAAAGGAUGGUUAUCAAUGGAUACAAGGAGUGCUGUCGAGAUAGUAGACAAAAUUUAUGGAUGCUGCUGGUAUGCAGGGCCGGCUCAAAGAAACUGUAGGCUCUUGAGCAAAAUAAUUUUCAAAUUUUUUUUAUAUAUCAUGGAUAAUUUAUAAAAAAAUUGGACCCUUAUCUCUAUUUUUGUUAAACAAAUAGGCCACUUUCUAAUACUAUAUAUGCCAAAAAAAAGUUGGACUCUGGGACCACACCUCAUUGCACUGCCUCCUAAGCCGACCCUGCUGGCAUGAGAUUUUGAUUUGUAAGAAGGCGAAUCCACCUUAAAGUAUUUUUGUUUUAUAGGAGACUCUCGAGGAUCUCGAAGUACAAAAUGAUUUGACAAAACCAUAUGAAGAA
Brassica napus (rape) is the source of this 3078-nucleotide messenger RNA. RefSeq names its product mitochondrial inner membrane protein OXA1. NCBI's taxonomy places the organism in Eukaryota, Viridiplantae, Streptophyta, Magnoliopsida, Brassicales, Brassicaceae. The record is from RefSeq and is a predicted model, not a curated record.